Molecule: messenger RNA, 2063 nt
Organism: Pan troglodytes (chimpanzee)
Lineage: Eukaryota; Metazoa; Chordata; Mammalia; Primates; Hominidae
Gene: SIGLEC15
Product: sialic acid binding Ig like lectin 15
Exons: 11
Coding region: 1-1656 (551 amino acids)
Biological process (GO): regulation of bone resorption; regulation of osteoclast development; regulation of actin cytoskeleton organization
Cellular component (GO): plasma membrane
Source: RefSeq, a predicted model, not a curated record
AUGACCCUGGGAACUGAUUUAUUUUCACCCUUCUCAGUGCUGACCAUGGCUUCAGAGCCCAGGAAAAGGAGGGUAGGAAGGAAAGGCGAUGGAACAGACCAGCAAACAAACGAUGACAACACAGCACAGCGCGUGCGAGGAAGGAGGUCUGCACACAAGGAGCAAAUGCCCCUGCGUUCUUUCAAAUACCUCUCCAGCACCUAUGGGAUGCCAAGUGGCGCUCUAGGUGGUGGAGAAGUCUGCAAGCAGCUGAAGAAACGGGUCUGGCUCUGGGGACUCGCAGCUGAGUUGGAGAUGCGGAGCCCACAGGGACCUGCAGAUCUGGGCGCCCUGGCCACCGCCUCCCGCCUUCCUUCCCCUACCACGCCUGGGAGGGCCCUCACUGGGGAGGUGGCCGAGAGUGGGUCUGGCCUGGGGUGUUCAGAUACUCACAGCAUGGAAAAGUCCAUCCGGCUGCUGGCCUGCUUGGCAUGUGUCCUCCCAACAGGUGUCACAAUGCCGGAAGUGCCACCCCCGGAGCCACACUCCUGGAGCACCCUGUUAGCAUGCCCAGGUGCCCUCAAGGAGGGUAGCCCCUCCCAGAUUGUUGGGCUCCUCAUACUGGCCACUCGUCAGCUGAGCAAAGCCCACCCAGGGAGGGAGGGGCCCAGACCUGCCAUUUGCAGCACACUUCAGGACAUUUUCAAAAUUGGCUCUUGUCCUUGGGCACUGGAGCAUACAGGCUCAUUUGUGAGAACUAAAAUAGAUACUACGGAGAACUUGCUCAACACAGAGGUGCACAGCUCGCCAGCGCAGCGCUGGUCCAUGCAGGUGCCAGCCGAGGUGAGCGCGGCGGCAGGCGACGCGGCAGUGCUGCCCUGCACCUUCACGCACCCGCACCGCCACUACGACGGGCCGCUGACGGCCAUCUGGCGCGCGGGCGAGCCCUAUGCGGGCCCGCAGGUGUUCCGCUGCGCUGCGGCGCGGGGCAGCGAGCUCUGCCAGACGGCGCUGAGCCUGCACGGCCGCUUCCGGCUGCUGGGCAACCCGCGCCGCAACGACCUCUCGCUGCGCGUCGAGCGCCUCGCCCUGGCUGACGACCGCCGCUACUUCUGCCGCGUCGAGUUCGCCGGCGACGUCCAUGACCGCUACGAGAGCCGCCACGGCGUCCGGCUGCACGUGACCGCCGCGCCGCGGAUCGUCAACAUUUCGGUGCUGCCCAGUGCGGCUCACGCCUUCCGCGCGCUCUGCACUGCCGAAGGGGAGCCGCCGCCCGCCCUCGCCUGGUCCGGCCCGGCCCUGGGCAACAGCUUGGCCGCCGUGCGGAGCCCGGGUGAGGGUCACGGCCACCUAGUGACCGCCGAACUGCCCGCACUGACCCAUGACGGCCGCUACACGUGUACGGCCGCCAACAGCCUGGGCCGCUCCGAGGCCAGCGUCUACCUGUUCCGCUUCCAUGGCGCCAGCGGGGCCUCGACGGUCGCCCUCCUGCUCGGCGCUCUCGGCCUCAAGGCGCUGCUGCUGCUCGGGGUCCUGGCCGCCCGCGCCGCCCGCCGCCGCCCAGAGCAUCUGGACACCCCGGACACCCCACCACGGUCCCAGGCCCAGGAGUCCAAUUAUGAAAAUUUGAGCCAGAUGAACCCCCGGAGCUCACCAGCCACCAUGUGCUCACCGUGAGGAGUCCCUCAGCCACCAACAUCCAUUUCAGCACUGUAAAGAAUAAAGGCCAGUGCGAGGCUUGGCUGGUACAGCCAGUCCUGGUUCUCGGGCACCUUGGCAGCCCCCAGAUGGGUGACUCCUCCCCCGCUCGAGGUCAAGACCCUGCUCAAGGAGGCUCAUCUGGCCUCCUAUGUGGACAACCAUUUCGGAGCUCCCUGAUAUUUUUGCCAGCAUUUCGUAAAUGUGCAUAUGUCUCUGUGUGUGUGUGUGUGUGUGUGUGUGUGUGUGUGUGUGAGAGAGAGAGAGAGAGAGAGAGAGAGUACAUGCAUUAGCUUGAGCGUGAAACUUCCAGAAAUGUUCCCUUGCCCUUUCUUACCUAGAACACCUGCUAUAGUAAAGCAGAUAGGAAACUGUUUACAGGGACU